Molecule: messenger RNA, 4494 nt
Organism: Mirounga angustirostris (Northern elephant seal)
Lineage: Eukaryota; Metazoa; Chordata; Mammalia; Carnivora; Phocidae
Gene: NCEH1
Product: neutral cholesterol ester hydrolase 1
Exons: 5
Coding region: 195-1421 (408 amino acids)
Cellular component (GO): membrane
Molecular function (GO): carboxylic ester hydrolase activity; serine hydrolase activity; lipase activity
Source: RefSeq, a predicted model, not a curated record
AACACUUUGCAAGGACACAGAAGAGGAGGCACGUCGGCGCUCCUACUUCCUCCCGACGCCGCCUCUGAUUGGCUCCUAGGCGUAUAAGAAACCGGUGAAGGAGCCGCCGACCCUUACAGAAACUUGCUGGAGGUCUUUGGGUGGCACAGACCUUUCCUCCGCGUCCACCCGCCCACAAGCCGAGCCCCGGGAGGAUGAGGUCGUCCUGUGUCCUGCUCACCGCCCUGGUGGCGCUGGCCGCCUAUUACAUCUACAUCCCCCUGCCCAGCUCCGUGUCGGAUCCCUGGAAGCUGAUGCUGCUGGACGCGACUUUCCGGAGCGCACAGCAAGUGAGCAACCUGAUACACAACCUGGGCCUGAGCCAUCAUCUGCUCGCACUGAAUUUUAUCAUCGUUAUUUUUGGCAAGAAAAGCGCGUGGUCAUCGGCCCAGGUGAAGGUGACCGACACUGACUUUGACGGUGUGGAUGUCAGAGUGUUUGAGGGCUCCCCAAAGCCAGAAGAGCCUUUGAGACGCAGCGUUGUUUACAUCCACGGAGGCGGCUGGGCUUUGGCCAGUGCAAAAAUCCGGUAUUAUGAUGAACUGUGUACAGCAAUGGCUGAAGAACUGAAUGCUGUCAUUGUCUCCAUUGAAUACAGGCUAGUUCCAAAAGUUUAUUUUCCUGCACAAAUUCACGAUGUUAUGCGUGCCACAAAGUAUUUCCUGCAGCCGGAAGUCUUACACAAGUAUUCGGUUGACCCAGACAGAAUUGGCAUCUCUGGUGACAGUGCUGGUGGGAAUUUGGCCGCUGCUCUGGGCCAGCAGUUUGCUCAAGAUGCCAACCUCAAAAACAAGCUCAAGGUGCAAGCUUUAAUUUACCCGGUUCUUCAAGCUUUAGAUUUUAACACACCCUCUUAUCAGCAAAAUGUGAACACACCAAUCCUGCCCCGUUAUGUUAUGGUGAAGUACUGGGUGGACUACUUCCAAGGCAACUAUGACUUUGUCCAGGCAAUGAUAGUUAAUAACCACACUUCACUUGAUGUGGAAGAGGCGGUUGCCCUCAGGGCCCGUCUAAACUGGACGUCCCUCUUGCCUGCCUCCAUCACAAAGGACUACAAGCCUGUCAUGCAGACCACUGGCAACACCAGGAUUGUGCAGGAGAUCCCUCAGCUGCUGGAUGCCCGGGCAGCCCCACUCAUCGCAGAGCAGGAAGUCCUGCAGCAUCUCCCGAAGACCUAUAUUCUGACGUGUGAGCAUGACGUCCUAAGGGACGAUGGGAUCAUGUAUGCCAAGCGUCUGGAGAGCGCAGGUGUGCAGGUGACCCUAGAUCACUUUGAGGAUGGUUUCCAUGGCUGCAUGAUUUUCACCAGCUGGCCCACCAACUUCUCAGUGGGAAUCCGGACUAGGGAUAGUUACAUCAAGUGGCUGGAUCAAAACCUGUAAACAAGUAACAUUUCUAGAAUGCUUGAGCCCCUCUUGACCUCCUGCACUUGCUUUGGAAAAAGAUGCGCUUUUUAGUUGACUGAUUUCCCCUUGUGACUUCUGAGUGAUGGAAUCUCUAUUCCUUGCAUACCUUAUGUUAAUUUAAUUUUUGGAAAUGUGUUUGACUAACAUCCAUACAAAAUGUCUGAAGCUGGUUCUCAGAGUGGGCUAGUGACUCUGUUCUUUUUGUUUUAGCCAAACUACUACCAGUACUCACGGCUGCAGAGAGCAGGACGAGGAGCUGAAAUAGCUUUGGGUUCUGUCUUCAUCAAGAAAUUCUUUCUAGAAGAAAUUCUUCCAGCUGUGGAUGACAUAGUGACCCUUAAUGAGUAAAGAAAAUGUGAGCUCUUCAACUUGCUAGGGUUUGCUUUAAAUUCAGAGCAGUGUUUCUUGUGUGCACGUAAAGGUCCGUGCUGGGUACCAAGUGACCUCUGUUCUUUAUGGAUAGAUGGUUUUGUUUCCUAUGGGAAUUUCACCAAAGGUGUUCUAGCAAGGACAAGUUUCUCAAAUGACUUUCUUCCUUUAGAGCAUUAAUUUUAUGUGAUAGCUAUCUGUAAGUCCAGUUGGAUUAGAAUGAUACUUGAAAGUUACUUUUUACCACUAUUAUUAGAAAAUAUAGAGUCACAUGGACUGGAUAUCUUUACAUUGUUAAGUUUUUUGGUUAUGCUAUCUCUGUGGGGGUGAUCUUCUGGGAGUAAAUUCAUUUAGCUGUAGGAUAAAUUUUCCAUUACAGAACAAGUAAAAUAGACAAAUGAACCAACCUAUUUAUUUUCAUAAUGAAUAUUUCUGAUAUAAAUCACCAAGAGCAGUGUGUAAUAUAUUUGGCAUAGUCAGAAAAGAAGAUACAUUUAAUACUGAAAUUAUGAAAAAUACCUUUAGAGGGUAUAGUUUAUUCUUAAAAACUCAAUUUUUUCACUUACAUGGCUUUAAAAUGGGGCUAUUUUGGUAUAUAUAAUGUAUUGUUUAUUUUUUAAGUUAUUUAAUGUUAAUAUAUGCAGCAAACUUAAGAUUUUUCAGAAUAACGUCUAUAAUGAAUAUUAAAAAUAAUAUUUUUUAAAACAACUACCUUAGAAUUAUAUCCACAUGUAAUUUUAUGGAAAGAGGUAAAGUAGCUAUUAAUACUACUGCACAUUAGGCUUAAAUAUUUUGAUGUUCACAAGCAAUCACAAAUUAAAAUAAUUAGAAACUAUGACUACACCUGGUAGAGUCAUCUAAGUUUAUAGUUCAGUAACUUAGGUAAGACACACACUGCUCAUUUCUGCCCUCGAUGGUCAGAGGAACACUAACUCAUAUUCUCCUGUGUGACACAUACAUCUGCACCUGGUGCCUUCACCUCUUUUUAUCUCCUUCCAGCCUGGUCUCGAAUUUACGAUAGCCCAACCUUGACUUCAUGUAAAGCCUUCACUGCCAGUGGGAACAUCUUCAGAAUUGCAAGGGACUCCAGUUCUGGGUUGAGUACCCCUGCCCUCCUUCCUGCCAUUCUGACCAUGCUCCCCCCCGCCCCCUCACCCCUGCCCUUUGCAGGGGUUGCAGAAGGGAGCAGGACAGCAGGUCAUGAUAUGGCCCAUCCAUCAGUGGACAGGAUGGAGUGGAGAGAAAGUGAAACCUUUUAGCUUGUUUGAAAGGGGGCACUUCCCACUUCCGCAAUGAAAUCAGUGAAAAUGUGCACCCUUAUUUUUCAUUUAUUAUACAAGCCAGUAGCAUUUUAUGUACAAAAUAUGUGUGUAUGCAUGUGUGCCUGUGUAUGUCUAAAAAAUAAUCAUGCCGAUUAACAUGCUAAUGGACGGAGACAAGUCAUUGACCAUUUCUGGGCCUUUUUCCCCUUCCCUCUAAAAUCAGUGAUUUGAAUUACUUAAUCUACGAGGUCUCUUCCAACUGUAAAUUCCAACCAUUUUGUCAGACUGGAAAAUUGUAUUGGCUUCUUCUCCAGUGGUUUUUUGUUUGUUUGUUUGUUGUUUGUUUGUUUUCUAGGGUUUUUUUUUUGUAGGUCAAUUUUUUCAUAUACAUAGACACAAAUCUCAUCAAAGAUUUUGUUUUUCUAAAAAACCAGGAUUUUGGUUCUUCUCUUUGACAGCUACUCUCCUCGUUUAAUACUAUUGGUUUUUUUAAUACCGUUUGAAGGGACCAAUGUCUGGGCCUUAGUUUGAGGUUAUCUACCUCUAGAAAGCAAGGAAAAUAUACACGCAAAGAGUUUCUUAAAAUCGCAUAUUUUCCCCCAGAAUUAUGAGUCAAAUGCUAUAGUAAUUACAGACAACAAAUGAUUCUAGAUCUUUAAAGGGUUCUCUUGGAUGAGAAGGGAGUGAAAGAAAAAGGGACAACCACUGUUUCGAAUGAAACACUUGAGUUUCAUUAAAGCUUUUAUGUGUGUGAAUAAUUUGUCUAAUGACUUGCACUGGAUCCCACCUCAGACCUUGCUUGAAGUUCUUUCUUGAAAUUCUUCCUGGAAUAACAACAGUUGGGAUCAGGAUACACAAAAACCAGUAGGUACAAGACAGGUUAAACCAACCAAAACUCUGAGUGCUAAGGACUCCUUUGGGAAGCCUACAGAUUUUAUGGUGAAGAUAUCCUAGUUUGGGGUGAAUUCGCUGUCUUUUAAUUUUUGUUCUUAUAUUAAAAAGUUUAUGCUCCGCAGAUUUAUUUUAUAGUAUGAUGGCUUUGUUUUGUUUUCCUAUUUUAUGGAAAAGUUGAUAGUCUUUUUGUAGUACUGUUGUUUGUGAAAUAUGAACAUAAAUAUAUGAAGAAAAAAACCUUGAAGUGCUGUGAAUAUCGUGGAGUGUAAAUUAGUCUUAACGUUUUAUCAUUUAUUUGUGAAGAAUUUGAGACCAUUGUAUAAUUAUCUUGUUGGCUAUGAUAUUUUAUGCAUGACCUCUUAACCUUUGACUUUUUGCUUAUUUCCCACUGCCAAGAGGAAGGCAGAUUUUAUGAAGGAUUUUGGUAGCAAAUCUAUUUUAUAAGGUGAAAAUCCACAGUGGAGGCAGGAAAGUCUGUAUCUGUUUCGACUCAAGUUUAGAAAUAAAAUGGCUCCAUCUGGGAA